This is a messenger RNA of Nematostella vectensis (starlet sea anemone), 919 nucleotides long. RefSeq lists its product as uncharacterized. The transcript has 4 exons. Gene Ontology annotation, cellular component: nucleus. Bases 57 to 653 code for a protein of 198 amino acids. NCBI's taxonomy places the organism in Eukaryota, Metazoa, Cnidaria, Anthozoa, Actiniaria, Edwardsiidae. The record is from RefSeq and is a predicted model, not a curated record.
GGAAGUUUGCCAGGGUUUUUCGCUGUGCGCAUGCGCUGUAGGGCGCAUAAUCAAAGAUGGCGGUCGAAGCUUGUUGGAGUUGUAUGAGAAGAAAUUUCCUUCUUGCCCAUUCUCUACGAAAAUUCACAACUCCAAGGACGCUAUCACCCAUCUUUUUGUCUAGGAGCUCAAACAAUGCUGUUGAGAAUGUAAUGGCCGAAGAGACCAAGCCUGGCUCAGUUUCUCCAGAGGUGGCUCAGAUACUAGAAGAUUCUAGACCCAAAUUUAUCAACAAUAACUGGCAUAAGCCAAAGAUAAGUGCAAGGCGACUGGCAGAGCUGCGCAAAGCUUACAUAGCUCAAGGAUUUUACUGGCCAAAGAAACCUAUGAUUGACAGAGGGUUGGACAAAACACCUAAAGGACACAAAUAUGAACAAGAAAAAGAAGAAAGACUUGCAAAGAUUGAGGAGAACAUGAACAACAUGCCUCGCAUAAUUGAGGAAUACCGCAAGAAAAUGAUAGAGCUGAGAUCUAAAAGGAAAGAUGAGCGUAAAGCUUCUAAUCUUAAAGCUGUAGAAGCUAAAAGGAUGGGAAUUCACCCAAAAGACCCAAGAGGCCUAGCUGCUAUAGGGCAAGGCAACAAGAACAAGAAAAAGUUUCAAAAGAAAGUUUAAUAAUUAAAGUUAAAAUAAUUAAAAUUGAAAUUCUACUUUAUUUUGUUACUGCAAUUUUAAGUACACUGAUAACUCUUACCAACGAUUCCAGAAAUGAUUAAUCCACUUUUGUCAAUCUAGUUUAAAAUUUUGAUGGAACACAUUUUGUAGUCUCGGUUUGGUGAAUUUAUUGGAUUUAUUUAUUGUGUGAUGGCUUGUUGAAAGCCAUUAAAAUGCAGGUCGGUGAAAAUAGUUAAAUUUGUUUGACUGGCAGAUGCCAAAAAGUA